Molecule: messenger RNA, 495 nt
Organism: Triticum turgidum subsp. durum (durum wheat)
Lineage: Eukaryota; Viridiplantae; Streptophyta; Magnoliopsida; Poales; Poaceae
Source: the annotation of a GenBank genome assembly
AUGGCUGGGUCUUGCUGUGCCAAAGUCGAUGGGCUUAGCGAAGCAGGGGCGUUGGGCCUGCAACCGUGGCCCCGUGAUUCGCCGGAAUCAAAUCCCCUCAUCGUACUGCUGCCGACAUGGCACAAUACAAUCCAUGCCGCGUUCGUGUCCAGUUCCCUGGAGUCUCCAGUACGUCUCCAUGGUAUCUCCAUGCCUCCACAGACGGCUUUACGUCCCAGACCGCUGGUCACAGGUGGCACGGCUCCUCCAAUGACCACGGGGACGGAAUCCGCCGACCACGUUGUGCUGCUGCUUCAUGGUCGACGAUGGCUAGGAGGCAAGCAUAGGUGGAAACGUGGGGAACAACCCAAUGGAUAUGAAGGCGUCGCGCAUGAAUGGCAAGUUCUUCGUGGAGGCGAUUCCGGAAAGGAGAUGCCAGGAUUGCGGCUGUGGCUAGGAAUAGACUCGAUCGCCAAGGUGUCCGCCGUGCACGAGGCCUUCGGCGGGGCGGGGUGA